Dinoponera quadriceps is the source of this 1068-nucleotide messenger RNA. Its product is annotated as homer protein homolog 1-like. Gene Ontology annotation, cellular component: plasma membrane; dendrite; cytoplasm. The record is from RefSeq and is a predicted model, not a curated record. Bases 387 to 986 code for a protein of 199 amino acids. NCBI's taxonomy places the organism in Eukaryota, Metazoa, Arthropoda, Insecta, Hymenoptera, Formicidae. Gene Ontology annotation, molecular function: G protein-coupled glutamate receptor binding. Gene Ontology annotation, biological process: regulation of store-operated calcium entry; G protein-coupled glutamate receptor signaling pathway. The transcript has 5 exons.
UCAGCCUUAAAGGUGGCCGCCCGUUUUUAGUGUCGAUAGGCGCGCGUGAUUUUCCGCGAAUUCCGUGUUUAGUGGAUUUAGUGAAUUUGACAGAUCGGAGCGCGCUGUGAGUUACAGCGAGGUUAACGGUAGAACCUUUCGCGGAAAAUCGAUUAAAUCCAGGCAGACCGUGGAAAGACUCGCGCGACUACGUUCAUGCUGUCACAUGAUCGUCGCCGUUGCUCGCUAUAGAGAACUCGGCCGAUGGCGGCUGUCAACUGGCGUAUCUCAGCCCACGGUCGGAUGGUUCUCGGCCGUUUCUUGGAAAAUUCCGCCUGUCUGUAAAUAGCCGCCGCGCACUAAACGCGGCACAAUUUAUGCGACCGUUCGAUUAGGGAGCUUCUUAUAUGACAUCGGGCAAGGAAACGAUGGGUGAGCAACCAAUCUUUACGUGCAAAGCGCACGUAUUUCACAUUGACCCAAAAACCAAGCGGUCCUGGGUAUCGGCGUCAACGGCGGCAGUUUCAGUUUCAUUCUUCUAUGAUUCCACCAGAAGUUUGUAUAGAAUAAUUUCGGUUGAAGGGACAAAGGCUGUUAUAAAUAGCACAAUUACUCCAAAUAUGACUUUCACAAAAACAUCGCAAAAAUUUGGCCAGUGGUCGGAUGUUAGAGCAAAUACCGUAUAUGGCUUAGGUUUCUCAUCCGAGGCUGAGCUAGGCAAGUUCAUCGAAAAGUUUCACGAGGUGAAAGAAGCCACCAAGUUAGCUAGUGCCAAGUUACAGUCAAACAGUUCUUCGGUUACACCGGCCACCAGUGCAAAUGUCAGCCCCAUUACUUCACGAUCGGGUAUGCCGUCGUCGGAACAAGAUCUGAUCGAUCCACCAAAUUCCUCGAUGAUCAAUUCCAAUGUGUCAGCGUCAAACAACCCGAACCCGAAUGCCAAUAUGAUUUCCGCUCAGAACAGUGUGUCUUCGAUCACAGAGUAUUUCUCAGCAGAGUACAGAUAGUCCGCAGCAUCAAGGGAAAUCGGCGCAAUUGAGUUCUUCGGCGCAAAGUGGGCAGUCCGCUGAGAUGCAACUCAAGUAUGAG